AUGAGCCAAACUGCUAGCAAGAAUAGACUAAAGAUUGCCUUUAUUCACCCAGAUCUUGGAAUUGGUGGUGCAGAAAGGCUUGUAGUGGACGCUGCUGUUGGCCUGCAAGAAGAGGGACAUGAAGUUGUGAUAUAUACAAGUCACUGUGACAAGACUCAUUGCUUUGAAGAAAUCAAGAGUGGAAUACUGAAGGUGGAAGUUUUUGGAGAUCAAUUACCAACAAAUUCGUUAGGCAGAUUCUUUAUCGUGUUCGCCAAUCUGAGACAGCUCUAUCUGGUGCUGCAAUUGGCCUUAAGAAGGAAGCUUGACGCUCAUGAUUUAUAUAUCGUGGAUCAGCUGUCUACAUGCUUACCGUUUUUGCACGUCUUGAGUAGUGCGAAGCUGCUCUUUUAUUGCCAUUUCCCAGACCAGCUGCUUGCUCUCAGAUCUGGUAUAAUGAAAAGACUUUAUCGUGUACCGUUUGACUUGUUUGAGCAGUUUACCAUGGGGACGGCCGAUUCGGUAGUGGUCAACUCCGGCUUCACCAAGUCUAUAUAUCAAAAGACGUUUCCUUACUUGAAAGGCUCCCCAAAGGUGAUCUACCCUUGUGUUGAUCUGUCUUUGCCAGAGGUAGAUGAGUUUGAUCAGAAUUUUUUGAAUCGUCUCUUAGGUCAGAAUGACCAAUUUUAUCUCAGUAUCAACAGAUAUGAGAGGAAAAAGAAUAUCUCACUGGCAUUGCAAGCAUAUGCCUUGUCCAAACAACGAGGUGAAAAUGAUAACAAGUUAAUAAUAUGUGGUGGUUAUGAUGAGAGGAUAGCUGAAAAUGUCAAAUACUUGAAAGAGCUUCAACAGGAAGCCAAAAGUUUGGAUCUAUCUCACACUAGUAUCUUUUAUCCCGAAGUUCAACAAUCUAAAAACUUUGAUCAAUUGGAAGUUACUGAUUGCAAGGUUAUAUUUUUAACAUCGGUAUCUUCCUCGCUCAAGGAACUAUUAUUACGCCGAAUGGAGCUGUUGUUGUAUACGCCUUCGUUUGAACAUUUUGGGAUCGUUCCUCUAGAGGCAAUGAAACAUGGUAAGCCUGUGAUAGCGGUCAAUACUGGAGGGCCAUUGGAGACUGUUGAAACCCUUGUUCAUGGGCAGAAUGAAGCAGUGGCAACGGGCUGGUUGAAAAAUGCAGAUGCAGCAGAGUGGGCUGAAGCUAUCAAUGAGUUCACCAAUGUAAAGAACGAUGCCUCGGUCAAUUUUGCCCAUAACGGUCCAGACAGGAUCAAAAAAUACUUCUCUCGUGAAGCGAUGACUAGUAGUUUCGAAGAGGACAUCGAUUCCUUUAUCAGCAAAGAUAAGGAGGUAUAUGGCUGGGAAUUUGCUAGAGAUGUAAUGGUUAAUGGUCUCUUGCAAGUUUGUUGUAUGCGCAUUUUCGAAAGGCAGAAUCUGAUCUGGCCUUACUUAAUGUUAGCGAUAGUUUCGGUCUUCUACUUCAAGAGUUGGCGUUUUGGUACUUUCUGGAGUGCAUUGGUUACUGCCACUGCUUAUGACAUGUGGCAUAGUGGUCCUUAA
Molecule: messenger RNA, 1536 nt
Organism: Torulaspora delbrueckii
Lineage: Eukaryota; Fungi; Ascomycota; Saccharomycetes; Saccharomycetales; Saccharomycetaceae
Gene: ALG2
Product: GDP-Man:Man(1)GlcNAc(2)-PP-dolichol alpha-1,3-mannosyltransferase
Exons: 1
Coding region: 1-1536 (511 amino acids)
Molecular function (GO): alpha-1,3-mannosyltransferase activity; GDP-Man:Man(1)GlcNAc(2)-PP-Dol alpha-1,3-mannosyltransferase activity
Source: RefSeq, a predicted model, not a curated record